AGUUUAUACAGAAGAGAGGAUCUUCUGUCGCUCUGCUAAUAGAGUUUUUAUAUUGGGUUUACUUGCGAUAUUCAUAUUUCUCGUUGUGUUUUUAUUAUUAUUAUUAUUAUUAUUUAUUAUUAUUAUUAUUAUUAUUAUUAUAUUAUUAUUAUUAUUAUUUAUUAUUUAUUGAAUAUUUAUUUAGCUGUGGUGUGUGUGCAUAUCUACCUGCAUUUAUUUCAAAUAAACUGACGGUCAACUUCAAAGACGCUCUACCGGACUGCACUUCUCUCUGAAGUCUCUCUCGUCAAGUCAUUUUAGUUUUGUGGUUAUAGUCAUCGCGAUGGUCGCCCUUGUAUCCGGGAUGAGCCCCCUGGAUCGUGUCGCUGGUUCGGGGCUUCUCUGCUCGGCUUGCGGGUUCCUGCUAAUCCGACCCAAACAAACGAUCUGCGGGCAUCGAUACUGCUGCGAAUGUAUGACCAGCAUGCUACAGAAGUCAGGAGCCGCUGAGUGCUGUGUGUGCCGGGAGAAGAUCCAGGCCUCGCAGGUGUUUCCUGACAAGGCUGCAGAGAAAGACGUCUCUGGCAUGGAGAUCCAGUGUCCAAAGUGUAGCAGCGGCUGCACCUGGAGAGGACUGCUCCGAGACUACCUGAGCUCUCACGAGAGGGAGUGCGAGCAUGCAGUGGAGCCGUGCACCAAUGCUACCUUUGGCUGUGCGUUCAGCGGGGAGCGAAGGGCACUGCAACACCACGAGAGCCACGUCUGUGACUGGAGGCUGGUCUACUGUCAGCACUGUAGCUGCUCCCUGCCACACAGCCUGCUGGAGGAUCACUUGUCAAACUGUCCGAAAAACAAGCCCAAGAAUACACCAGAGAUACUGCCCAGAGGCACAGGGGCGGAGGAGGAACCCCAGCCAGAAGACAAGAGCUCCUGCCAAUCUGAGAGGCACCACUCUUCCAAGAAGCCCCAGUCCCUGGUAGACGAGAUCUGCUCCCCGGCUCACCUCCUUAGGCUGCUGUCGGUCACCUCCUCCCUGCAGACUCGCCUCGACCGGGGCGAGGAGGUCAACGUCGCCUUCAAGAAGCUGGUGAUGAGCAAACUGCUGGCAAUGCAGAGCCUGCUGUCCACCAAGCAGGGGGAGAGGGAGGGGGAUGCCCAGACACCCAGGGAAGAAAUCGCAACACUCACUCAGGACCUGGCCGUUUGCAGAGGGGCUCUAGCGGAGCUCCAGAGCCGCUGCCUGGGGUAUGAGCGAGCCCUGCAGCACCUCCAGAGCAGGGGGGGCGCCACCGCGUCCGAGAACGGGACCCUGGUGUGGAAGAUCAAAGGCUUCUCUGCCAGCCUGAGGGAGCCGGAGCGCAGCGUGGCCCUCUCUCUCCACUCCCCUGCCUUCCUCAGCCACCCGUUUGGGUACAGACUGUGCCUCCGAUUGUACCCCCGCGGAGACGGGGUGGGCCGAGGCUCCCAUGCCUCCCUGUUCCUGUGUGUGAUGCGGGGCGAGUGGGAUGACGUCCUGCCCUGGCCCUUCAGGCACAAGGUCACCUUCUCCUGCCUGGACUCCUCUGGGGGCGGCAGCGACGUGCGCGAGGCCUUCCUCCCCGACCCCCUGAGCGCCUCAUUCCAGAAGCCCCGCGCUGCCGUCAAUGUGGCCAGCGGCUGUCCCCUCUUCAUCAGGCACUCCCUGCUGCUCGCCCCCCACAACCCCUACCUUCGCAACGACACCCUGUACAUCAAGGCUGUCAUCGAGACGCACUGACACACCGACAAACAGAAACACAGUGACACUGCCAGAGAGACAUGUACAUGCUGCAGGUCAAGGAAGUCAUUAAUAUGAGUAGGAGACAUGCAGAUACACUGCCACAGAGACACACUGAUAUCAGUGCUGGCAUUGAUAGUAGAGAAGCAACAUGGCAAGCUGUACAGAAGCACACACGUUUGUUGAUAGUUUAUGAGCACUUUGCAUGGACUCCCAUGCUCUGCAGAUUCAUAUUCUAACCUUAGAGGGGUUUCAACAUAAUGAUGAAAGUUACAAAACUGCAUUGUGCAAGUUUUCAUUUCAAAUUCCUUAAACAGUAUGGGGGCCGGGCCUAUAUCCUGUAAGGUGGGUUUUGACCCUGAAAGCUCUAUAAACGAGUCCACAGACAAACACUCGAGUCUGGGGGAAACCUGCAACCUGCUCAGCUCUAUCCAGCAAUGCAUGACUGCAUCCAGAGCUGGAGAUAGACAGUCCGUGGACCAAGAUGUGUUCAAACACCAAAUCAGAAUCCACAGAGACUGCAUGAUGCUGCUUCUCGCUGGCACGAACAGAAGGGGGCAGUGGUUACUCACUGAUAUUUAUGUAGACAUUUAUUUAUUUAAUUAUCGCAUUUUGAUCCUGUACUGCUGGUUUAAAAUAACAUCUGUUGGUUGCAUGUAUAGCCGUGUUUUGCAAAAACUAAAUAGAUAUUGAUCACAAAGCAAGACGCUACAAUGCACUGUAAUGCAUAGCAAAGUCACACCUGGUGGUAUUGACGCACAUUGCUUUACCAGACACAGCAGCACUGUCUCAGGACACGUUAUUUUAGGUUUAGAGAAAAAUAAUCCAAGCUCAAUACUGGAGUGAGAGAACCACAAUCCCAGUGGCAGUGUUAGAAGCUAUUAAAAAAGCAAUUGAAUUUACUCAAGCUACGUUUUCCGUCAGCCUUUGGGAGUCGAAAGCGGUUUGAAAUCAGACUUUUUUCCAAGCGGCAGAUCUGAGCGCAAAUCCAUUUCGAUUGGGACUGUCAGCCCAGUUAGGAUGGCAGAAGUCCAUCUCUCCAAGAAGGAUGCUAGAGAGAUUUCUAAAUCUGCAGUAAAACAUGUGGGCCGAGCAUGACGGCUGUGAAUAUAUUACACUGUAAAGCUUUUUCCAAAUGGCAAUUAUACAGUGAUACCUACAGGUGAUCUUUUGUGUAAUGUCUGGUUGCUGAUUGGAUUGCAGAUGUAGAUGGAUCCGGCAGUAGGCAGCCCCAGUUUGAUACUGGGAAAGAGAUGAUAUGUUUUAUGGUUCAUGGAAAUGGCGAUUUACUUGAUGAUCUGUCAUUUUAGGAGAUGGUGAAAAAUAUAAUGAUCUUUGCUCUAGAAAUAAGCAGACAAGAGUCGCAUUGUUUUCCAUGAAGGGUAUACUGUUAAUGGAAAACAAUUUGAAAAAGAUGUAAACUGUGAAAUAUAUUUAAUAAAGUUCUAUAUUUUUAUUAAA
Molecule: messenger RNA, 3196 nt
Organism: Polyodon spathula (Mississippi paddlefish)
Lineage: Eukaryota; Metazoa; Chordata; Actinopteri; Acipenseriformes; Polyodontidae
Product: TNF receptor-associated factor 2-like
Exons: 7
Coding region: 323-1735 (470 amino acids)
Biological process (GO): regulation of canonical NF-kappaB signal transduction; regulation of apoptotic process; tumor necrosis factor-mediated signaling pathway
Cellular component (GO): plasma membrane signaling receptor complex
Molecular function (GO): protein binding; zinc ion binding
Source: RefSeq, a predicted model, not a curated record